AUGAGAUGGCAGACAGAACUGCUUCGUGCGCGUCUGGGCCUUUGGACUUCACGCCGCUGGGAGGCGACGCUGGCGAGCGAGCCGGAGAGUGUGUGGCGAGAGAUCCUAGCGGCUUCUGGCUGGAGGAUCAGCGUGGAGAUGGUGCUGGCGCGGAACUAUUGCAACUUGCUGGGCCGAUGCACUGAGAACCUGCCUUUGGUGGAGCUUUUGAAACGACAUCUGCUUCCCAGUGCCUUAGCCCUGAACGAGCUCAAUAAGUUUCCGCACUUCUCGGCCGCUGAGACCUUGGAGAAGGAGUUCCAAUCCCUCGCGCAGGUGGAGUCCGGCAUCCGCCGGGCGCACAUCUUGAUGUGCUCCGAGCCGCCGUUCUUUUGCCAGAUGUUUCGGGGCCUUGGAAAGCCGAUCUUUGGGUACAUCGGCAACCCCUUUGGUGCCUACUUGCGUCCUGGGCAUCCCCAGGAGGGCAGAGACAGCCGGAGACAGCGGAGACAGCACUGCACCGCGCGCGAGAGGGUGCUGUGA
This is a messenger RNA of Durusdinium trenchii, 522 nucleotides long. Lineage: Eukaryota; Dinophyceae; Suessiales; Symbiodiniaceae. The record is from the annotation of a GenBank genome assembly.